AUGGCUGGAAUAUCCGUUGAUGGAUCUAACACAAAGAUCACGUCGUUCAGAUCCGUCCACGAAAGCUUGCUUUGUAUUUGGCUUGAUAAUUAUAUUUCUACGGUUCCGGAAGCUUUCGGACGAAUUAGUCUUGAAUACACUUUUUUCGACAAUCAAGAACAAUGUAUGACAUUUGUUGAAGAAUCUUCAGAUAAAACAAUUUUUUUGAUAACAUCUGGUAAAUUUGGACAAGAUAUUGUGCCAAAAAUACAUGGUUUAAAACAACUGAAUACAAUUUUCGUGUAUUGCGGCAAUAUUGAGACCAAUAAAACAUGGUCAGCAGAAUUUGAAAAAAUACAUAAUAUCUAUGAUGAUUUACAUCCACUAGCGAAGGAUAUGACAAAACGUAUUGCACAGUAUUAUAGACAGUUAGGUGAUAACUUCGAACAAAAUGGCGAUGAAGCUGACUUAGCUAUAGAUUGUUAUAUGUAUGCUCAGCAAAUGUUAGCUGAUGUUGAUGUUGAUGCUGAAUUACUGCUCAAUGACUUAGAAAACAGAAUCAAUAAUCUAACAAGGACGACAAAUCAAAACCAAAUUUCAAUUACCCAAAAGUCUGCAGAGGUUAAAAUACUACUAUCAGGGGCUGGAAGAGAGCGCCAUGCCGAAUUAGAGAAUAUUCGUUCAAAUAAAGAAGAUAUAACUGUCGUUUGGCUUGAUAAAACUCUCACGCGAUCAAAUGCAUAUAUAUAUAGAGACCUGAUAAAUAAGAUCAAUGAUACAACACAUUGUUACUCUGAUUAUCAAGAAUGUUUGGAUGCCAUUAAAAAGCUUCAUGAAAGAAUAUUUCUUAUCUUGUCAGGUUCAUAUGCAGAACAAUAUCUAUCUGUAUUUAAUUCGUUAGAUCAAAUAGAUUCAAUAUUUAUUUAUUGUAUGCAACGUGAAAAAUAUUUAGCUUUACGAGAUGAACAUGCAAAACUAGUGGAAGUUUACGAUACAGAAAAAGAUCUCAUCGUUGGUGUGCAUCACAGAACCGAGUUGAGAACGUAUGCAAAUUUCUAUUUUCUUGAUAUUCGUUCACAGCAAUUAACCAGACAAACGGCCUUAUUUUUGUGGAAUCAAUUAUUGCCAUUAGUAUUGAAGGAACAAACAAGCGUCGGUGAAACAAAACAUAAAAAAUUACUGGAAAUUUGUAGAGAUUAUUAUCGUGAUAAUAAACGACAAUUAGCUUUGAUUGAUGAAUUUGAACAGAACUACUGCGCUUUAAAAUCAAUUGUUUGGUAUUCUAAAAGUUCAUUUGUACAUAAACUUGUUAAUAAAGCAUUACGUACACAUGAUCAUGAAAAAUUAAAUGCAUUCGGUUAUUAUAUAAAUGAUUUACGUCAACUGCUGUUGGAAUCAUGUAAACACUUGAAACAAGCUAAAUUGAAAGUCUACCGUGGUUUGACAAUGUCAAUGAAUGAAAUAGAAAAGUUAAAAUUGAAUAUUGGUAAUAUUAUUUCAUUUAAUGGUUUUCUAUCAACAAGUCGAAGUCGUGACGUAGCACUUGUUUAUUCUGGACGAUCAGCAAAUAAAGAAUAUUUGAAUAGUGUUCUAUUUGAAAUUGAAUGUAUAUUAGUCAAUCAGUCAGUCGUUGUUGCUGAUAUAGCUGACGCUAGUGAAUAUCCUGAAGAAAAAGAAGUUUUAUUUGAUAUGGGUACUGUAUUCGAAAUACAAAUGAUGGAUUAUGAUAAAAAAACUAAAUUAUGGAUAUUUCAAUUGUGUAUGACGAAGAACCAGUCAACGAAAAUGGUUAGAACAUUCGAAAUUGUUCAAGAUUAUAUUGAUCUGGCUAAAAAACAAUUCAAUGAAGAUAAUAUAAGAUUAUUGUUUGCUAAACUAAUGUGUUACCUUGGUGAAUAUUCGAAAAUCGAAGAAUAUUUUAAACAAAUAUUAAACACAUUACCCGAAAAACAAACUGAUAUUAUCCAUUUACUUGUUCGUGUAGCGGAAAUACAACAAAAAAAUGGAAAGUUCGAUCAAGCUUUAGAAGGUUAUAAAAAUAUUUUAGACAAACAAUUAUGUCAUCCUGACAUCGGACUGACUUAUUCAAAAAUUGGUUCAAUAUAUCUUGUAAAGAAUGACUACCAAAACGCGUUAAUCAGUUUAGCUAAAGGGCUAGAAAUACAAGCAAAAUGUUUACCAUCCUAUCAUCCAAAUUUGAAUCAAACGUUAGCACAACUUACACAAAUUCAACAUAAAAUGGAUGGUGUAACAUAUGUCGAAAUAUCAAAUACUGAUUCAGUUAAAACAGCAGAAAUAUUGUCGAUCACUGAUCCGAGAGAACACAUGAUGGUUGUAGAUGAUGUACACCCAGUACUAUGCUUCGUACUUGAUUCAACUACAAUACAAAGUAUAAGAGCACAUGUCAACACAUUUGAGGAACAAUAUUUUAUUUACAGGACCGAAACUGUAAAUAGAAUACAAUCAGAAGUGGCAGACAAAAUUGUAUUCUUUGUUAUGCUAGCAGCUGACGAAGUAGCUGACCAAUUAUUAAAAAAAUUUGAAACUAUGAAGGAAACUUAUUCUAUUUAUAUUUAUACCGACUCACCGGAUAUUGUUGUUGAUCAUAAACCAUGGUCAAAACAGAAAUAUUCGAAGGUAAAGUUAAUGUGUAAUACAUUAGAUCAUCUAUUCUUUAAAUUAAAACAUGAUCUUGCACAAUAUUACCAAGAUAUCGGCGAAAAGUAUAUUGAAUCGAAGAAUUAUAGUCAAGCAAAAUUGUACUAUAAUAUAUCAACAAAAUAUUAUUCCCAACUUAAAGAAUAUACAGAGAUAACUAUAAAAGAUUUAUCUGUUAGAGCGACGCAAUAA
Molecule: messenger RNA, 2829 nt
Organism: Didymodactylos carnosus
Lineage: Eukaryota; Metazoa; Rotifera; Eurotatoria; Philodinida; Philodinidae
Source: the annotation of a GenBank genome assembly